AUCCCUGAACCAGCAUGUAUUUGCUACUGAAGCUUGUAUUCCUCCUUGCUCUGGCUUACACGCUCCUGAACUUGUAUCUGUUCUACAAGCGGUCCAAAUACCGACACAUCCCCUCCCCACCUAUACCUCUCUCUUGGAUCUGGUUUAUGGGGCAUCUCCCUGAUCUGAAUGCACGAAAGUCCAGAUCUCCUAACAUAAACCUGAUUCAACUCACUUCGGAGUACCACAAGGAAUAUCGGUGGGACAUGUUUAGGCUGUCCUUUUUUCAUGUGAAUAUCGUAUUCUGUGCGAAUUUAAGCGUUGUCCAAAAGAUUAUGACUGAUGCAAUUAAUUUUCCGAAAGACAGAAAAUUCCUGGAUGCAUUCGAUGUUAUAAACAAGGCCUGCGGUGAGAAACUAUCUGGGAGGUACGGUAUACUAGCCCUUGAAGGAGGGGAAAUCUGGCGGGUAAAACGUAGGAUCAUCGACCCAGCCUUCAAGAAAAGCUUCCUUAGGAACAUCAUGGUGGGCAUGAACGAAGUGGCCCUCGACUUGGUGAAAGGUCUUGAAAACAAAAAGGGUGGGACAGUGUUUGAUAUUACAAGCGAUUUGGGCAGGAGUGCUAUGAUGGCUGUUUCUAUUUGCGGAUUUGAUUGGAACCAAAAGUUGGUUGAAGAACAAGGACAGAACGCUCAAGAUCUGGCAAAUUUGAUGGUGGAGGUCAUUGCCAUCGCAAUCAAACAACCUUUCGAAUUUUCCCUGCCUUGGAACGAUAAAGCGUUAAAGCUGAGAUAUAAAAAUCUUGCACUGACUGUCAAAAAAGCCAUGACAACCCACCUUGAGAUGAGGAUGAAAAAUGACAACAGCGGAGACAUACUGUCUCACAUUAUCAGAGCAAACGAAUGUUCAGACCAACUGGGCAUUGACGACCUGGUAGACGAUUACUCAAUAUUUCUUGUAGCAGGAAUGGAGACGACAGCUAUCACCAUGGCAACAGUUGUCCAGUUUCUCUCUAACCACCCGGAAGAGUGUAGAAAGGUACAGGAGGAGGUUGAUGAGGUGUUUGAGGGGAAGGAGUGCUUGGAGUACGAGGACAUUGUUAAGUUUGAGUACUUGGAGAAUGUUAUCAAGGAGAGUCUCAGGAUGAGAGGGCCAGUUAUGGGAACGUGGAGAGUUUGUAAGAACGAUGAUAUUACGAUUGAAGGUGUGCACUUUCCGAAAGAAACCAAACUUGUUAUCCCUAUAGAUGUUAUUCACCAUGAUGGUCGGUAUUGGGAGAACCCUUCAGUGUUCACUCCAGAUAGGUUCUCCGGGGAGUCUGGUAAAAACAUCCGACCAUUUACGUACAUGCCUUUCUCAGCUGGCCUGAGAAAUUGUAUCGGCAAAAACUUUGCCAUGUUGGAGAUGAAAAUCCUUCUCUCAAACAUAUUCAGAAGGUUUGAAUUUGUGAACCCACAUCCAGAAAUAAAAGAUCCUCCAAGGAUGGGGAAUAUCACAGUACGCCCUCUAAAUGGAGUUCCGAUCAAGUUAUACCACAGAUAGAGCGGAGAAGUAGCCACGUUUGGCAAGCUCGGUUAUUUGGUUGUAGCCUUGUCAGAUUACACAGAGACACACUGUUGCCAUGAAACCAA
Molecule: messenger RNA, 1609 nt
Organism: Bolinopsis microptera
Lineage: Eukaryota; Metazoa; Ctenophora; Tentaculata; Lobata; Bolinopsidae
Product: cholesterol 24-hydroxylase-like
Exons: 1
Coding region: 15-1520 (501 amino acids)
Biological process (GO): cholesterol catabolic process
Molecular function (GO): cholesterol 24-hydroxylase activity; heme binding; iron ion binding
Source: RefSeq, a predicted model, not a curated record